ACAAGACUUGCCUUUGUUGCCUAUCGGGUUGACAAGAGAGACUGUAGACCGUGCGACGGGGAGUAACAAGAGCUUCGCACGGAAUGCGACCAGCAUGCCACGUGGAAACUUCGAGAAGUUCGAUCCCAACGUCCGUUUCUACCAGCCGCACGAAGCACCCUACUCAGAAACGAAUCUCAAAGCCCUCGAGUGGAUGGCUGGCACUUGGAGUUUGGCGGAUUGUUGCCUAACCGGUGUCGACAACGCAGAUCCUACGAAGUCUAUGACAGCAAAGCGCAGGUUCGGUUCCGACCUUAACUACUUGUGGUUCCAUUUUCUACGAUGCGAACUGCUUAUCAAAGUGUGCUCCUACAAGGCGUCACCGUUUCCGUCCUCAGCACCAUUGGACAACCUAGCAAACUUCGUGGAUGAGAGUAACUUGCCUACAGUCUCCGCGGGAAUCGAAGAGUUCAAUGCGAAAUUGCUGCCGACCUAUAUUGCACUUAUGUAUGAGGAGGUCAUCGAGUAGUUGGAGUAGUACUAGAAUCAUAUUAAUAAUUGGUGCUGGUGGUGGUGCACAUCUUCACGAAUAUCAGGUAGUUCUUCAAGAAGAUGGUUUCAGAUCAUCUUCAUUGUCAGCAAGCCGACUGCAUCAGAGAGACCUCUUCUAACUCACAACAGCCCAAGUUCCUGACCCAAGCUGAGCAGAUGCUUACCACAGUGUGGAAUGACUGUGUGACCUUGACGUUUGCCAAAGUGCCAGCAGACGCCUUGCCAGAAGGCAUGACCCCAGUAGCCGUGUUCCAAGCUCACGUGGGCUUCGAACAACUCAACGCCUUGCUCACGCAACCGGUCAAGCCAACGGAAACAGCGGUAUUGAAUCAGCGGGCGCAGUUAUGGUCGUGAAAGUACUACUUGGCAACAUCUUACUAGAGAGAAACGUACAGUAGUAGUUGAGCUUGAGUUACAGGAGUGACGAGUUAGCUUAGACUUAGUAUGAACGUUGUAACCAUUAGCAUUUCAUCUUAGUUGUAAGAACUGCUAGAUGUUGUAGUUGUCGUACAGUAGUCCUCCUCUCAGAUUUUCCCCGCCUGCUCCGUCUAACAUCCGUCAAAGCAGCUCUAGCAGCAGCAGAACCAUACAUGACUCCGGAAUUGUGCGAGCUGAUGCUGGAAGUUCGCAUGCUUAUCUCCACGCUCCAUGAGCAACGCGGCCAACUUCGAAGUGCAGUGGCAGAGAUUUUGUACGCCCAAAUGCUUUUUUCUCAUUUGGCGUCAAGUAGUAGCUCAGCUGGCGCAUCUUCUUCUGCUCAUGGAACUCCUGCAUCUUCGACUCGUAGAGUAGGAGACGUAAAGUAUUGGACUCUGUUGCGGACUCGGUUAUGCCACUUACUCGAACGACAGGGUCGCCAGCAUGCUUGCCAGACGCAAGUGAAAGCGGGCCUGAGGGAGGCGAAAUCGGACGUGCAUGCACGACUGCAAUUGUUGCACAUCAUGGCCAAAAGCUACUACCAACAAGGCCGCUUGCUCGAAGUGUCACAAGAGGGCAAUGAGGGUUGCGUGCCUUGCAUCCUCGAACUCUUAGACCUGUCUUACACCACGUUUCCGCAAUCAGAACCACCACUUUGCGUGGUCCAGGCGAAGAUGCUUUUGCACUGUGCUUUGGUACAGAAUCCGACGUUCAAUGCAGCGAAAUACUUGUUUGCGCCGAAGUUUAAACCAAAACCGCCGGUACCCGAAGACGAAGAAGAUUUUGAGGAGGUAGCACGUGCAAAUGCCAUGAAAAUGAUCUCUCCAGUAGCAGCCGAGCUUCUAGCCAUUGUGGAUGGAACUGCAGGAGCAGGAGCGUCAUCGAGUAGCAGUUCGUCUUCUGGAGGCUUUGAGGCAAGAAAAUUCAGAACGCCGUAGUCUCCUCCAGAAGCAUCUUAUUUGUGCUCGAUGAUGCGACUCGAGUACUUUUUACUAGAACAUCAAAUAGAUUUGACUAACUCAUCUAACACCGUAGUUCUUACAAGGGAAGAUUGUCAACAUCUUACCCUCUUCUAAUACUUCUUCAUCAUCCUCGUCGCACGCCGGAAGCAGUACUACUGCUUCGUCUUCAAGCGAAAACGAGGGUGGUCCAGGUGGCAGAGAACAAAUUGGCGGUAGCUCUGCCUCCGAUGCCCUGAAUAAGCGCAGUGAAAAGCAGUGCGCAUUCUUGAUGAAAUUACUCGAAGAAGCCUCCAGGGAUUUAGACGUGAUACUGCACAUGCAGGGAAAUGAUGGGGAUGCGACGAAUACAGACUUGAACUUCUUGUCGCAUUCUCUCGGGCCUACCAGUGUGCUUUUCGCGGGCGAUCGGCCAGCAGGAGGAGAAGGAGUUGAGAGUUCGGCGAAUCUGACUGCUGCGACAGAUCCGGCGCUGUUUGUUUCGUCAGAGUACCAAUAUGGUUCCUUUGGUACUGGCGUCAAUAACGGAUUUCGAAGACGAAAGAAGAUUUUUGCGAACUUACUGCCGGUUGCAGAGCACGCCUUUGCCUGGAACAGCGACAAAUCGCACAAUGACGGUCGACCGUUUCCUAACGUCUACUGCAAAAUCUUGCGUCUACGAACUGCGCUUGCUUUGCAGUUAGCUGACCACAAGAUGCAGAUCGCUGGUCGAAAGGACAGCUUCUUCGACAACAUAGGCGCAGCGGACAGUCGCUCAGAGGCGCGGACAGUGGCUAGCUUCAGGGCAAAACAUAGGAGUAACGCCUCAUUGCAGUAUUUGUUGGAGUGCGGCGAACUCUUGAAGUUCGUGGAGGCGAACUUUAAGCGUCUUCUGUUCUUUCCAACCCGCUACUUCGUGCAGUUCUGCCAGUUGAAACUGAAGUAUCGACGACUAGCCAUUUGCGAGCGACGAGUCCCAAGGCCAUUUUUCGAGUCCACGGAUCCGGUCUUAGAGUUUCAUCUACGAAGUGGAGCGGUGCCGGACCCAUUGGAAGUCUCGCUUUAUUUAAGGGUUAACCAAUUACAUCCGCCACAACCAUUCCUCACUCUUUUUCCAGUAGGAAAGAGGUGAGGGAUGUUCUGAGGAAUGUAAUUCCGUAACCUCUAAUUUAUCGCAGUUUCAUCUUCAGAACUCCAGGACCAACUAGUUUAGUACGUCCGUCCAUGCGCUGGACACGAGACUACUCGCCAGAAAAAUUGACGACGUUUUUGUCUGAGGUCCAUUCCCUUUUGCACGUUGCUUCACGGGAGGGCGGACAUCAUCCGGCGCUAGCCUACGACAUCUUGUUCGAAGCCUUACUCGAAAUUCUCCGAGACUGGCGGCAAUUCGCAGACAAAUUGCCAAGAUGUAACCGGUUGGCUCAGAAGGAAUUGCCAUUGCCGGAGUCGGAUGUGGACCAAACUUAAGGCCUCAUCUUGAUCUAGUUGUAGUACAAAUUGUACGGACAAUUAAACAACUUCGUUCUUCUUCGUCUAAGAAACUGUACUGCCCGACCACAAAAACGAGAUGCAGCGACCGGGUCCGGGACCUGUAGUAGACCUGGAAGCCGAGACGCCAGUGCCAGAGUCCUCUAUUCUUCUUCGUAGGUUGAAGAAUCAUUUCGUAGGCAUGGUGUAUGUGGUUUUUUCAGUACUCAAAGAAUUGGCGGACAGGAGGAAAAAAUUGCAGACUUCAGUAGUAGAGAUCGCGAGUCAGAACGCAGACGGCGGUUGCAAUACCGGUUUCAAGUCCUUCUUUGCGCAGGAGAUUGAAAACGUUAAUGCAGGCUUCCGCGUGCAAGAGGACUUGUUUCAGCACCUUUUGCGACAGAAGGACGAGGGAGGGCUUGAGACGUUCUUCAAAGAAGGUCUUGCUAAAGUCCUGCCGCCAACGGCACUAGCUGUUCUGCAGUACAGUCUGUCGGUUCGCAAAGAAGUAGACGCCACAUUAGUUAUGUUAUCAGCCUUUCUCCAUCCAAUCUCGAUCUCGCUUAGCAUCCCGUCGCUCCUAUCCUUUUGAUCCCAAGGGAAAAGCUAGGCCAAGAUGGAUUCAGGCACGUUCUAAGUCAGGUUUUGACGAAAGCACGCUUUUGCUUGCCGACACCUUGCAUCUGAUGUGUGCCAAAUAUUUGCCUCUCUAUGAGAACGCAACAGUACUACCGAAAACGUGCAUCGACACGCUGAAAGUUCCACCAGCGUUGGCGUCUUCGUCGGCCACAGGUUAUACGGCUCUGAUGGCCAGCGGUGGUGCUCCUAGUGGAGAUAGUGUGCCACCGGGUACAAUCUCGGGAUCCACGUUUGUCGAUACGCAGCAAAUCCUUCUGCAUUACACUCUGCAUCCCAUUACUAGUGACGCGGACGAAGACAAGCGAACGAAAGUGGAAGACGUAAAAGGCCUAGACCUGACGACGCUGGCGUGCUUUAAGAUUGGAUAGUUGUACUACCUGUGUGGGUGUGCACCUGUGUUGUAGUGACGUGUACCUGCGAAUGCGAUGUACUUCUAGCGAGGAGGGUAGUUGGAAAUAAUGUUGAGGAUCAUGUGUUCCAUUGUCACGACUUGAUAUAGUGGUCUCAUGAUCAACUCAGUUGUACUUCUUGUAGAUGAAGGAGAAACAUCAUCAUUCCGCCGCUUGGAAGUUAUAUACCCAUUCCGAAAACGCGAUCUUCUCUUGAGCUAAAACCUUCUAUGCUUGUUUCUAAUCCCCGCAAGGACAGUGACAUUUGCUUUUUCUGGUCUCAGCGGUCCGAGGAAAGCAACGUUGUGGACUACGGCGAAUGUGCUUGCAGUUGUGUCAUCCUCCUGCGCGAUUUCGCUGUGGUCUACAAAGUUCGAGGCUUCAUCGACCGACAGAGAGUGCGUCGUUGCUACGACCUAUGGGCAGUAAUGCAGAAGAACGCUCAGAGCCCUGUGCUAGAGGGCUUCACGAGGAAAUGCUUCGUUGAAGUUUUAGCGGCAUUCUGCGAUUGCUUCUUUGACAGAAGGCAGAUGCAGUUAGAGGCACUACUACCGCCAAAAGAGGAUGCAGGGAUUAGCAAUGAAGCGGCACAGAUAGCAAGAAAUGAAAGAAAAGGAUUCACAGAAAGGUAUUAAACUAUAGGUAAAGAUGAGUUCUUCGAAUUCAUGAUUUUGAUUUCAACAUAAUCCUCUCGAUUGAACUUUUCCUACUUUUUCUGAAAUCGUCCUCCAGGUCCGACGUCGUUCAAGACCAUUUUGAGGACUUACCGGAGAUCGAGGAGGAAGCGCCGCCACCUCCUCCACCACCCCCAAAGCCUAAGCAGAAGAGUGGAGAAGAGAUUAAAGAAGAGUACGAUGCGCGUGCGUCCACUGCCAUCGACGUUCUACUCGACAGCAUCGGCUACAUGCCGAAAAUUGACACCUACACGGGAGAAAAAGUCGCCAGCGGGGAUGACGGGGAAGUCUUAUGGUGAUCAAAGUUGAUAGAGAUGGUCUACCUCUACCUCUACCUCUACUGUAGUUAAUACACCUAGUAUCUUCAAUGAUCUGUAUCUGAAUUUCCGUUAUCUUCUCCAAAAUCAUCUCGACCCAUCUUCACCCUCAAGCACAUCUCUAAUCACCGAAUUAGACCGCGAUGUUUUGGAGCCAGUAAAUGCGAAGAAGGUCAUUGACAGCGUAGUAACCCUCCUGUGCCGCGAGCGUCGAUGCGUCUCCACCCAGCACAAGGAUGUGAGCAUCUUUCUCCGUAGUUUCUUGCCUGAAGAGAGUAUGGAAAUCAAAGAGGUGAGAUACUACUGAAUAUUAUGCUCAGGAGCGCGAGCACCAUCGACGAUCAUGCAAGAAGUAUAUUGCUUUGUAUAGAGAAAGAAAUAGUAGUAGAGGUGCUGAUGUUGAACAAAUUCUGAAACUUAAUCAGAGUCUAAGUCUAAAAAAAACAAUGAAUACAAUUAUACCGUCAACAACUCACAAUCAAGAAGUUACAGAAAACAAUUCCGCGUUCGUCCCUUCCACUAUUCAUUCUUUGGAAAACACUGCAAAUUACAAGCUGACCUAUUUCCUUCAUAAGCAAACAGUCAUUUUAACCCUCACAUGAGAAACAGCGAGAAGUAAGUACAUUAUGAACUAGUAAAUACUUGUAUUUGAACAACAACAGUAAGGAGGUCGUGUUCAAACAACAACAACAACAACUACAGGUAGUUUCGACUAAGGCAUGUUUCAGUGAUGUCGUGAUGUUACUGUUACAUCGAUGCUCAGAUGAGAAAAUACAAAAUGAAAGUACUAGAUGUCUAUCGAACUUUUUUGUUAUCUACUUUUCAUACGAUGAGAAUGUUUGAUUUUCUUGUCUAUUUUUUCAGGAUUUAUUAAUUCACAACACCUAUUAAUUUACGUUGGGUUGAAUUGAUGUAGUAGUUUUUUUAUGACGUAGUGGUAGUAGCUGUAGCUGUAUUGCUAGCACGAAUGUGUUGUGAGAUGACUGUGAUGAAAGUACAAAGUUUUUUACGUAGUAGAGGACAGCGACAGAGACUCGCCGUUUAGCUGAACAGUAGUUGAAGAAGUUGUCUCCGCAAAGAAGACCCCAUUCGACUUCACGACUUGGUUGUAGAUUGCAUCGUAAAAUAAAUGUCCAACUGCAAGAACUUCUCCGAAAUUUCUUGAGAUUUCAGAAUACAACUGGAUUCCGUGUUUUUGGCUCUUCAGUAGCCACUAAAGUCUGCUGGUUUACCUAGUGGACCCAGACGGUCUGUAGUCUAGAGCCCCAACACCAUCUUUAGUCUGAGACCUAACCUAACCUUACUGAAAGACAAGAACAACAGGAUGAAGCCACCUGAUGAAGGCAGCCACUCGGCGUCAAAACUCAAAAUUGGACACUGAAGAAGCGAGAUACCCUCGUCUUCCUCGUCUGCUUCUUCUUGCUCAACAGAAAUCACAUGUUCGUGCUACGUUCUUCAUAUGGUAGCGGAUAACGUCGUAAAGAGGCUCCUCUAAGCAUCUAGUUUGUCAGUUCUACGCCGUGGUCCUGUUUGUCAGUUCUGGUCCUG
Messenger RNA from Amoebophrya sp. A25, 6920 nucleotides. The record is from the annotation of a GenBank genome assembly. Lineage: Eukaryota; Dinophyceae; Syndiniales; Amoebophryaceae.